ACAAAUAUUUUAAAGUUUGUUCAUUGGUGUUUCGACUUUCGUUCUAAAAAAGAUUAUUUUAGUGAUUCUUCUGAGUCUCAGAACUUGUGUUUAUAUUUUUGCUCCACUUUGCCUUAUUGGUGACUAUUCGAUAUCAAUUGCAAAUUUUUAACAUAACUGUUUAUUAUUCGUCGCAUCUUCUUUAUAAGUUAGCUUGAUAUAAUGUCACAAAGAAAAUAAACUUGCCAGAGUUGUUUACAAUAUUUCAUUAGACAUUUGUAAUCUUGAAAUAAGAUACAUUUACUAAACAUUGAUUUAAAAGCAUUAUGUGCAUACUGUCAUUGUAAUGUAUCCUAAUAGGUAUUGGGAAAUGAUUUUAUAAUAAGAAAAAAAAGAAUACUUGUAGGUCGAACAUAUAAGCUUUUCUGUGAUAUGCAAAAUAAAUACACGGUCAUAUAAUACUGAUACGAGAUGAAUGAAGAGGAAUUGAAAUAUAUGCUUUGUCUCCUUGAAGACCUAACACCUGAAAUAUAUGAUGAAAUUCAUCAAAUAUAUGACAAUAUUGGAGAGUCAAAGUUGGUUCCACCACUUACAGAAAAUGCAUUGCAAUUCCUUCAACAAAAUUUAAAAAAUAAUCCCGUUACAACAUCUUUAAUUUUAAAUUAUCUUCAAGAAAAUGUAGAUACUAAGGAUGCCCAUAAGAUUCAAGAACUCUAUGUAGAAGUAUUGGAAACUGAAGUAGUGGAGAACAAUCCAGAUAGACUAAUUACAAUAUUGACUUUAGCUAAAUAUGAUAAGUUUUUACCCCAGUUUACAGGCAAAAUUCUGAGUUUUGUCACUGCAGAUACCUUUAAACAACACAGGAAACAGAUUUUAAUGAGCUUGGUACCACAAAAAUUGCCUGAAUUAAUUCAAUCUGCAAGUAAUAUUAUUCAUAACAAAGAGGCACAUAAGGAUUUCAAACUUACAGCUGAAUACAUGAUAGAAUUAUGUUAUGAGGACAAAGUACAUUGGCUAUUGAAAGCUGCACAAAUUUAUAAACAACAAUUGCAUGACAUGAAGACGGUUACAUUUCAAAUAAAUAACUUUACAAAGCAAUUACUCAUAAUGGUGCUAAUAGAUUUAACAAACUGUCCCGAAACAUAUGAUUUAACAUCUCUCGUCAAUCAAUUGACUAAUAUAUUUUCAAUAUUGGAUACUUAUACUUCGUUGGAUAAACAAUUACAAUUCUACUUAACUGAAGUAAAAAGAGAACUUACUUUAAUCAAAUUUUGUUUGGAGAACAAUUGCAAAAUUAUGACCACUUCUAUUUUUAGUCAAGUACUGGUGCAGAGUGCUUUGACUGUUAUAUCUCAAGUAUGUAGGCUUUCUAAAGUGGAUAGAUAUAAAGUGACUCAAUUAUUAAAUAUGAAUAAUGAUUUCAUAUCUGAAUUAAAAGUACUGAGCAAUAAAUCAAUGUGCAAGAAUAAAACAACUGGUAUAAAUUGGGAUAUAUCCAUUUACAACAGUUAUUGCACAAUAACUAAAGUAAUAGACAUUAUAUUGGAUUCAUCAGAGGACUCGACAAAUCCAGAGGAAAUAAAUUGUUCCAUGGAAGACAUUAAACGUCUAGUUCUGUCAAUUCAGCCAUUGCAAAGUUGUAUUGAAGUCAUAGAAAACAUAUUUUCUUGCUUGUUUUUGAGAUAUGAGUAUCUGUCAUGUUAUGAACACAAUCAAGACUUUCCAUGUGGGACACAUUCAGAAUGUUCAUAUUUUUAUUCAAAGAAACAAAGUAAGGCAUCGAAAGGUGUCAAGAGUUUGCACACUGGUUUUAUGUGUAACUCAUUCAUAACGCAAAUCCUUUUAGAUACUUUAAAGAUAUGUUUGGAAAAUUUGACUGAAAAAAAAGAAGUAAUAAAUUGCACAGAUUUGAAUGUCUUGGCUAGAUUCAGAAGACUGGUAGAUGUAGUGAAUCACUCAAUAUGGAAACUGCAACUUGUGUCCUCCCUCUCUCCAAAUUUAAACCCAAUAAAGUUGAAAUUAUGUAUGGAUUAUGUUGAGGUUGAUAUGAGCAGUGAGGAUGAAGAAAGUGAAUUUGAAGUUAAAGUAACUAGGAAAAAACCCAAAGUACGGAGGCGACACACAAAUCCAAAGCCUGAAAUGGAACAAGCCAUGCUCACCUCUACAAUUUCUGCAUGUGACGAAGCUUACAGCAGUAAAACAACAUCAAUUGACUUUAUAUCUAUAAUGUUAGCAAAACCCAAUUGCCUGGUUGCAUUAGCACUAUACCAUAAUGAUUUCCCAAAAGCCAAUCAAAUUUUAGAGAUGUUUGACCUUUCUGAUUCUGAAAUAGCUACUGAAGUCACAUUCACGGAACAAUUAAGGCAUUUGAUUUCAAAACUAAAGAAUAUUGUUUGCUAUCGGGAUUUUUCUCGAUAUCCUACCAAAGAGUUGUCCGCGUUGUCAGUUGUUUCAACAGAAGUAAUGGGUCUUGUAGAAGGAUUUUUAGCUGCAAACAGAGCACCAAACUCUUUUGACAUAAUUGAACUGGGUUCCCGUCAUCCCCAUUUGCAGCUUUAUAAUCACCAGAAUUCUCCAUUUAUUAAUGCUGUAGAUAUUCUAAUCAGCAGUGGUCUCAACAGAGAAAUAACUUAUGGCCUCAUCAAUGUUGUGGAAAGGAAAUUGGCCGAAGUCAGAAGUAGUACUGAUGUUACCUCAGUGAAAAAAAUCAAUUAUAUAAGAUUUGUGGAAGAUAUCGCGAGCGUUACUUUUGAAAUAUUUGGCAACACAGACAAGUCAUUUGAUUUUCCUGAUAGUAUAUGCGCAUUAGUAACAGAUUGUCGUAUUCCCAUAAAACACAAAGAGUUCUGUAAACUCAAUCAAUUAUCCAAAGAACUAAGACAAUGCUGUUUGGAUUUGGAAGAUCUUGUGGUUCCUCCUAAUUUUAAUAAGAAAGAUGAAAAUUUAUUGCAAAGAUAUCAUCAAAUCUACAUGAAUGUGGUGGCAACAUCUGACAAAGAUAUCUGUAAUAUUGCGGAAGUGACACGAAACGGAACAAAAAAAUCUAGAAUACAUUAUCUUAGAAAAUGCUAUAUGUACACAAAAUCCGUUUCGCAAUUAGAACAAGAGAAUAUUCUAAAAGAUACAGCUUCGUCUACCGAUACACCUUACUUUGCAGUACUUGAGCGACAUUUACACGACAUAUUUGGUAAAAUGAUAAAUAAUAAAGAUUUACCGAUAGCAUUCUUGGAACCAAUAUGUAAAAAACUAAAUGUGAAUUUGAUACCCAAGCUCAUCCUCAAUUUUUGCCCUUCCAUUACUUUAGUGGGCACUUCAAAAGAAGCAACUGAAGAAACUUUUAAUACUUUACUGCACAUUGUGUUCGAUUUUAAAAACCCGGAAGAAAAAUUGUUUAUUGACCCUAUUGCUGAUUUUGCGCCCUUACCGCGUACUCCAGAUCCACAAUGUCUUACAUACGUCGUUUUACAUAAUUGGGUAUUGGCACAUAUAAUAAAAAAGAUCCAUACAUCACUUAAUGAAAAUGAUAUGCAGCAAAGUAUUGAUGCGAGAACGAAGUGUUUAAACAAAUAUAUGGAUCUAGAGAGAUUCGACCAUACCAAAGUAUUAUUUAACGGCAACAAAUAUUUGGCGUCUUUGCAUACUUUAAUUGAUCUCAAUAAACUAUUUACAUAUAUGCCAAAAUUAAUUGAGUGUGGAAAAAUAUCACAAUGCUUAAAAAUAAUAGAUGCGCUCUCUGAACGUCAAGUUAUGAGCAGUGCAAACUUAAAUAACUUGAGGGACCUAAUUCUAUUUAAAUUAGCGACAAACUCUAAAGUUAGUCACAAUUGGAAGUAUUGCCAAUAUCUGAAAUGUCCGGAAUUGAAAGUUGAUUUAAUUUUAAAUAAUUUGAAUUGUUGGCCAGCUGAAGGUGCCCUUGAAGUCGUUGACUAUUUGCGUUUCCUUUUCGACAAAACUGCUGUAGAAGACAACCUGUAUAAGAGUUGUACUGAUUGGUUGAUUAAAAUACCUCUGUAUGAACAGAUUGCGUCCAUAAUGGGAUUUAAUCAUUGGUAUGCAAUUUAUGAAAAAUCCAACGAAAAUCCUGAGCAAAUUGUCGAAGUGCUUAUGGAUAGUCAACAGUUUAAAUUGUGUCUGGAUUGGGCUGAUAUUCAUAACGUAACGGAACAUAUGAAAAAUUUAAUAGUCGUGAACUUAUUACGACAGUUAUUUGAGUACUCAAAUCAAGCUACUCCAGCCGCUGUCCAAGAGCUACUCCGACGUCUUUCUACAUCUGAAGCUUUAGACUUAAUAUUAGGCGAAAUGUCUAAAGUCCGAAAUGUAGAAAUACUUGAAGUAUGUCUCGAAUAUAUCAACAGUCAUUCGAAUUCAUGGCGUUCGUUCGAAAACCUGAAAUUCGGCUUGCGAAUUGUUCUUGAAAUGGAUCCGAGUCUGAGACAUCUCUUCUGGGAUUUGAUUGAGAAACCUAUUCUGAUGAUAGAACAGCUGUUGAUGAAUGCAAAACUGGAAAUCCUUACGGAUAUUCUUAAUAAAAUAUCACCAAAUUUGAAGAACGAUCCUAACGGCGACUAUCUAUACUACAACAUGAAAACAAUUGAGACUGUGAUGAUAUCUCAAAAUUCAGUUGAUUCUUUACUGAGAUACUAUGCCGAAAAAGCUUUAGAUAUGAGAAACACGCGAAACACGUGUCCCUCGCCACCAAAGCCCUGGGACGACGCAUUGUUACAGUCGAUAGAUUCAAUUAACUUGGAAGGAGUUUCGCGACCGUUCGUAAUGCCUGAACUUGUACCAGCAAAAGAUCAGUGGGUUGAGGAUUAUACCACGGACAGGUGCAUGUUGUGUAAAAUAUCCAUCUUUUCUAUGAUUAUACGCCGACAUCACUGUCGUCGAUGCGGACGCCUAGUAUGUCACGCUUGUUCGAGAAAUAGGAUGCAGGUGCCGACUUACCCCAGCGGCGUCAAGUUUCGCGUUUGCGACGAUUGUUACAUUCAAACAAUGAAUAAAAAGUCAAGUGCGGAUCAAGAUCACCUAAUAACGAGUAGUAACUCGGACUCGGCUGCCAGCGGUGUUACUUGCAUGGACUGGAGCUUGUCCACAAACGCAAAAAAGAAUGAUGCAGUUCGAGAGGAGUUCAGUUAUGAAUUCACGCCAAAUGUUACUUUGUGCUUGUCUAUUAUGAAAAUGCACACUAUUAACUUGGAUUAUCCGAGGUUCCUGCUCGACCGUAGCGACGAGUUGGCCCGCGAGCUCGCAACCGGCGGGUGCGGAGACUCGCGCUGGCUGGUGCGUGCGCGCCGCUCCUUAUUGCUUGCAGCCGCUGAGCUUUAUUCCAGGACACCUACAGAUAAACCCGGGGGCCGCAUAGCGGAGACGGGCGCGGCGCACGUGUCGCGCUGCCUGUCGCACGCGGAGGCGAUGGCGACGCUGGUGCAGCACCAGGCGCACCACCUCGUGCCGCACCACGGCGCGCAUCCCAGCCAAAUAGUUCGAUCUCUACUCGAAGCAGAAAAAUGGGAACUCGCAUUAGAAAUAGCUACGAAAUCUGGCAUACCGCGGACCAGCGUACUCGCCGCUUGGGGUAAGGCGUGUCUUAAAGCUGGCUGUUUUAGAGAAGCCCGACGGAAAUUCGCUCUUUGUUUUAAAAACGCACCAAAUAUAUGCGUAGAUAUGACAGAAGAGUUAGAAUAUGGUAAAGAGGCAUCAGAAUCUCAUUUUAUGAAUAGAAAAGUGCGCGGUUUGAGAAGUUCUGAUAGAUCUAUCUCGAUGUCGAGUGUGCAGUCGGAGGGCAGAGUGCGCACAAACCCGCCGCUAUUGAACGAAAUUAUUACCAUGCUUGAAGAGAUGAACUAUCCAGUAAACCAACAAUUGUUGGAUAAAGCUGAAACGAUUAAGAGUACGAAUGAAAAGUUAACAUCAAUGAAUACCAGCAAGAAAAAACUGCCCCUUGCCGAACCUGCUUUAAACAUAAUGCACAUGCUGGCUAGCGUUAAAAAAAUAAAACAGGGAGACUAUAGUGACUUUCAAACGGCAACCGUUCCGCAGAAGAAGUCACUGGCUCAAGGUCUUUUACGAAGAAACAAUAACUAUGAGACAAAAGUGGAUUACCAGAACAAAAGACUGGACCCGUUCUUUUAUAGGGAAUGUGUUUAUUAUCUCAGCAAUUAUGGCUCUCAUGUUGCGAACAUAAUGUUUUAUAUGAAACACAGCACUAUGGCCGAAGUUGUAAGAUACUGCUAUGAUAACAUGGUCGAUAAGGAAACGUUCACGGAAUCUGUUUAUAUGGAAUGCCUGAAGAAAGAUAAAGUCAACGAUAUGCUGAAAUCGAUGACCGAAAUGGAUAGUACUUUGGAAAUGUGGUCGGAAUACAUAAUGCACAUAUGCCGCACGCUAGAAAUGAGCAAGCGUCUGGACGCCCUAUACGCACUGCAGUGCGGCAGCGGGCAGCACGCGCGCGCGUCCGCCUCGUGCGCGCUGCUGUACUCGCGGCCCGUCUCCACCGGACCGACGUUCGCGACUCUGCUGUCGCGGCAACACCAUUUGACCGCGGCUUUGCAUCACUUGGGACAGUGUGUUCCGGUUGCGAAUAAAAUAAAUGACCCCAAAUCGAUCCAAUUCCAUCUGGAUAGGAAUACUAUCGACAAUCUAAUGACGACUUUCUCCCGUCAAAUUGAGCUUGCCAAAUACUUAGCGAACUGUGAAGCAUCCAAUAGAUUGACGGAAAGAGUCUUGAAAGAAAUCAUACCGAUGUCGAAUAUGCGCAGAGAAUCAGAAAGCAUAGAUAAUAGGCCAUUGACGCUUUUUGGAUCUAAUACGGAUAAAAUAAAACUUAUCGCCGUGGUUCUGGCUACAGGGCAGUCUAUCGAAAGUGGUUUCGAAUUAGCAUUUAAAAUAAUAACAGAACACAAGCUGGACUCAAUGAACAUUUAUAUCCACGUCGCAAAAUAUUUAGUGAAUGUUGAUAGAUUUAUGGAAGUCAAAACAUUGGCUAAAUGCAUCCGUGCUUCCAAAGAAACUGCAGCAAGUUUAAUGAGUGACCAAGUGUUAGAAGCUGGUGUCUCUGCGGUAGUGAGUCGAUGUGAAGCUCGAGGACAACUGCAUGAUGAACAAGCUGAGAUACUUAUUGCUGAUAUACACAGUGUGACUAUUAAGAUAUCCUGUUACCUCAUAUGCCACAAUGUUAGCAGUGCCUAUAUAUUGGCAGCUCGUAACGAUCGAACCAACGACUUGAGGCGCGUAUUACAAGAGGCCGAGAGGCUUGGCAAUGACCAAGUACGAAAUGCUUGCUUGAAGCGACUCACGUCCAAAAAUACCAAACCGUAAAAUACUUUUAAAAUGUUGUCACUAGUUCUUAAUCAAAAGAUCUUAAUUAUCUGUGAUUUUAUAGCAAGAUGAUUUUAUUUAGAAUCUUGGAGUUUAUUUAGAAUGCAAUUUGACAAAGUAAUAAAAUUAAAAAAGUAUUACAUAACAUUGCAUUAAGGCUGAAAAUUAUUGUAAAAAAAGUAUGCCUUUCAACUUCAAACUAAUAUCUUUUAUCUUUAAUUGAGAUCUUCAUUAUACUUUGUCUAUAUCAUUAAAGAUUUAUUAAUGUUAUUAAUGCAAUACUUUUUUUUUAAGAAAAUAUUUAUCAAAAAAAUUUUACUUUACAUAUCUAGUAACCAAAAUUAUUGUGUUCAUUAAUAAUAUGUUCAGAAAUUGUUAGUUAUCUUUUACAAUAAAUGGUGCAAGUUCUGAUUAUUAUAAAGGAAAUAUAUUAUUUAGUCAUUAUUUUUAUAUGUAUUAACAUAGUAUGAACUGUUUGUGAUAAACUUGGUUAAAAAUGCAUAGGAAAACUAAGUAUUAAUGUUAUUGGAAUAGCUUAUUAGAUAUAUUUUGAAUCAAAUAUAUAAAAAUAUUUAACAUUCAUUAUGUUACAUGUUAAUAAAUAUAUGGUCUCACCUUGUGAUAUAAUCUGUAUUACCGCUAUUAAUGAAUAUAUUAUAAUUGUUUCAAGUAUAA
Zerene cesonia (dogface butterfly) is the source of this 7971-nucleotide messenger RNA. It is a transcript of the gene Sptz, whose product is annotated as zinc finger FYVE domain-containing protein 26 homolog. Gene Ontology annotation, cellular component: centrosome; lysosomal membrane; midbody. The coding region runs from base 451 to 7296 and encodes 2281 amino acids. NCBI's taxonomy places the organism in Eukaryota, Metazoa, Arthropoda, Insecta, Lepidoptera, Pieridae. Gene Ontology annotation, biological process: mitotic cytokinesis; double-strand break repair via homologous recombination; regulation of cytokinesis. Gene Ontology annotation, molecular function: metal ion binding; phosphatidylinositol-3-phosphate binding. The record is from RefSeq and is a predicted model, not a curated record. The transcript is spliced from 16 exons.